AUGCCUCGUCCCAAGGUUCGUGCCGAGGAUCGUAGACGCGCUGUCAUUGCAUGCGUCCCUUGUCAGAAUAGCAAGAAGAGAUGUGACGGGCAGACCCCAUGCGCCAAUUGCCGCCGGCGGGACUACGUCUCCUAUUGUAUCUACGAUCCCGAGGCUGCUCGACCGCGUCGCAAAGCACAGCGUCGAGCGAUGAGUCGGAGUAGUGACAUUACUGCGAGCGGUAAUGAUGACUGCUCCAGUCUCGACUAUAUCGUUUGUUCUGACGUAGCAUUGUCCGUAAAUGAGCGCGAUACACCUGAGCGGGCGCAGGCACCCCAGACGCCAGAGUCGACAGCUGCACAACAGACGAACGAAACCCCCGACACAGCGUUCUCGUCUUGCAUGUCAAAUGUUGAAAGUCAAGACAAGGGUUCGGAUGGGGAGAACCUAUCAAUGGGCGAUUCCGCAUCACUGUCGUUCCUCGACUUCCUACGUCACACAUUUCUCCGUUACAUGGGGCCAUCGCCAUUCACUGAUAAGGAGCGCGCCAAGGCUAUGCUCGAGUCAUCGUAUCCUCAGGCCUCGCACGACAUCGCCGAGGACAGCCCAGAUAGCCAACUGACCUUGGAAGAGAAACGAGACUAUAUCCAGAGAUUCUUGGUGGCGACAACUGGCAUCAUAUACAUUUACUCCCCCAAGCAACUAUACGAGCUACUAGAACAGACUGAGGACGACUGCGGCUCUGGUUCAUCCAAACCUUGCCAAAAACGUGCCAUCAUCGACUUGGUUAUUGCCGUCGGCGGACAAGGUUGCAGAACGAGCCCAAAGACUCUUUAUCACGCACAGAAGCACUUUGAUCGUGGUCAAAAGGUCGCUUUUGAGGGUAUGCUACUGGACCCUACAGCUGACUUAGUAGCUAUCUUUCUGAUGAUGGGUAUCUACAUGGUUAAUGCGUGCAAGAGAGACGGAGCUUUUAUAUACCUAGGCGUUGCGACGCGCGUGGCACAUGCGAUUGGUCUACAUCAACCCGAGUCUUAUCGUAAUCUGUCACCGGAAACACAUCGAUUCAGGCUUCAAGUAUGGAAAAGCCUCCGAAUCUUGGACAUCGCGUUCGGGGGAGUCCUCGCCCAAACCCCAGCAUCAUCUCCUAGACGCGGGAUAAGCAAUCCGACGUUUUCAGUGCCAGACGGUCCAGAACCAUGCACACCAGAGUUUACAUCCAUGUCCGCAUGCUAUGGAGUCUGCACCAUUCUUGAACAGAUCAUAUAUCACCUCAACGACAAACAAGACACAAAUCUAAGCUCGAUAAAAGACCUCCUCAGACAAUUGAGAGAGUGGAGCUCGGCACUACCAUCGAGCAUGACAAAUUGCACGGUCAGCUCGUCCAUUUCACCAGAGCAGUGGUGGCAAACCUUGGGCAACUUUGCUGUCUCUGCCUUUUAUUAUUAUGCUGUCAUGUUGGCUACUAGACCGAUUCUGAUUUCCUAUAUGCUCGCCAAGCUGAAGCGCUUGGACCGAUCAGAUGGAACUUUAGGGUCGCAUCCUGCAAUCGAUCGAGAGACGAAGGAGUUAGCUCAGGUAUGCAUCGAUGCGGCUGUCUUGUUGGUAGAGACAACGCGGAGAACGGGGUCUGCUGGCCUGCUUAUACAGAACAUGACAUUACUCAAGUAA
Molecule: messenger RNA, 1650 nt
Organism: Fusarium tjaetaba
Lineage: Eukaryota; Fungi; Ascomycota; Sordariomycetes; Hypocreales; Nectriaceae
Product: transcriptional regulatory
Exons: 4
Coding region: 1-1650 (549 amino acids)
Biological process (GO): positive regulation of transcription from RNA polymerase II promoter by galactose
Cellular component (GO): nucleus
Molecular function (GO): DNA-binding transcription factor activity, RNA polymerase II-specific; zinc ion binding; RNA polymerase II cis-regulatory region sequence-specific DNA binding
Source: RefSeq, a predicted model, not a curated record